This is a messenger RNA of Echinostoma caproni, 198 nucleotides long. The record is from the annotation of a GenBank genome assembly. NCBI's taxonomy places the organism in Eukaryota, Metazoa, Platyhelminthes, Trematoda, Plagiorchiida, Echinostomatidae.
AUGUCUUCGCCCGGUGAUUCAACUUCAAACACUGCGAUUCCAGUUGAUGAAAACGGGAAACCCCUAAAACCAUGUUGUGCCUGUCCCGAUACUCGUCUCAUUCGUGAUCAAUGUAUUAUGCAGUAUGGUGAAGACAAUUGUUUGGACUACAUUGAGGCUCACAAAGAGUGUUUGAGAAGACUGGGUUUUCGCGUUUGA